Molecule: messenger RNA, 746 nt
Organism: Symsagittifera roscoffensis
Lineage: Eukaryota; Metazoa; Xenacoelomorpha; Acoela; Convolutidae
Exons: 2
Coding region: 195-641 (148 amino acids)
Source: RefSeq, a predicted model, not a curated record
AGUUGUAUUUUGUAUUCAUUUAUUAUGUGAAGGAUUAUUAUCUGGAAAGCUAAGCAGACAGGUGCAGAUUUAAAAAAGCAAUGCCACUUUUGAACCUCUGAACCGCUCCUAUGUUAUACAUAUUUAAAUAAUUCGGUCAUAAAAUUACUCAAACAUCCGCCUUGAGUUCCCGCACAAUACUUAUCUUAACAACAAUGAGGAGCAACCCUCUGAAGAACUUCUCCCUGACCAGAAGGGGCCAGCCUUACAAGGAGUGGCACAGUCUGAAGGGAGGGGCUGAGUUCAUGUUCAUAGCCAGCGAACAGAAUGACGUCCUCAAGGCAAACCCCAAGAUAGAACCACGACUGGAAGACUUCAUGGAGAUGAUCCAGCGCGAAGUUGGAUCCAGUGUUAUCGUGAAGAGGUGCGUCACUGAACAGGGUGAGAGCAUCACCUCCUGGAAAGUGCACUGUGCACUACCAUCAAAACCCGCGGCGAUAAGGAGUGUGUAUGUAGUGCAGUGUGCACGCAGUUCGCACUGGAGCGUGCUCACUUUGCACAGGAAGGACCCUAUGGAGUGGAUGUAUGAGGGGAACAACGGGAGAACAGAUAGAAGCUCACACGCCCACCACGUUCAUCAGCACAAAAUGUGGAAGUACUGAAAAACAGAAAAAAACUGCUUGUGGUGAACAAUUUCACAUAUUUUUUGUUCUAGAAAUUUUCUUUCAGUAUAUUAUAGUUGAUGGCCUUUAGGGAAACUCGUUUAU